This is a messenger RNA of Artibeus jamaicensis (Jamaican fruit-eating bat), 2725 nucleotides long. RefSeq names its product leukocyte immunoglobulin-like receptor subfamily A member 5. Gene Ontology annotation, molecular function: inhibitory MHC class I receptor activity. The transcript has 6 exons. NCBI's taxonomy places the organism in Eukaryota, Metazoa, Chordata, Mammalia, Chiroptera, Phyllostomidae. The record is from RefSeq and is a predicted model, not a curated record. Gene Ontology annotation, biological process: cytokine-mediated signaling pathway. Bases 431 to 1282 code for a protein of 283 amino acids.
CUGCACGGUGAGAAGGACAACAUGACUCUGCUGAUGUGAGCUGUUCAGACACAGGUACCCCCAUCUUCCUGAAGAAUCUCCAAGGACUGGGUGACCACUGUGCAUGGAGAGGACCCACAGGGAGGUGCUAAUGGUCCGGCUGAGAGGAAAGGAGACCCUGUUGAGGAGGCUCUGACCUGGAAGGACAUGCUCUGGGUCACCUCGCCUGCAAGGGGCAUCUCAGGAGGCUGCAGAUCAAUUUCCUGCUUGAUCCUGGAAACAACACUCAGGCUUCUGGGAAGACACUGUUCCUCUCCUUGUGGGGCUGCUGAUGUGACAUCACCGAGACAAAUAGGGCCAGCCUCCCACUGUCCACACCCAGUCUGUCUCCCUGUUCUGAGGACACCGUGGUCUCUUCCUUCUGCACAGCCAGAACCACAGAGAAGACACCAUGCCCCCCACACUCAGGGCCCUGCUCUGCCUUGGGCUGAGCGUGGGAGUGACGACCCCAGUGCAUGCAGGGACCCUCCCCAAACCCACCCUCUGGGCUGAGCCAGGCCCUGUGAUCCCCUGGGGGAGCCCUGUGACUAUUUGGUGUCAGGGGGUCCUGAAGGCCCAGGAGUUCCAUCUGGAUAAAGAGGGAAGCCGAGGGUCCUGGGACAGACAGAAGCCAUUGGAUCCUGGGAACAAGGCCAAGUUCCCCAUCAUGGAGAUAACAGAGAUCACUGCAGGGAGAUAUCAGUGUUCCUAUGUUAGCCAAGGUGUUUGGUCUGAGCGCAGUGACCCCCUGGAGCUGGUGGCAACAGGAUUCUCCUACUACAGCAAACCCAGCCUCUCAGCCCUGCCCAGCCCUGUCAUAACAUCAGGAGGGAAUGUUACUCUCAGAUGUCACUCAGACAAGAGAUUUGUCAAGUUUGUCCUGACUAAGGAAGGAGAAGACAGGCUCUCCUGGUCCUUGGACUCACAGCGAGACCCCAGUGGGCAGGUCCAGGCCCUGUUUCCUGUGGGCCCCUUGAUACCCAGACAGAGUGGGACUUUCAGAUGCUAUGGCUGCUACAGGCUUAUCCCCCAGGUGUGGUCACCACCCAGUGACCCCCUAGCGCUCGUGGUGUCAGGAGCAGCCGACAUCAUCCGCCCAUCCCACAACAGCUCCAGUAACUCGAGUGACUCCCACCCCCAGGACUACACAGUGGGGAAUCUCAUCCGCAUGGCCGUGGCUCUGCUGGUCCUGCUGGUCCUCGGGGUGCUGCUGUCUCAGGCUCGAGACAGCGAGAGAAUGGCCCAGGCUGCCACCAGGACCUGAACACAGAAGUAAAGGAGCACCAUUCAGAGUGGGAGAGCCUUGGAUUGUGCCCAGAAGGUUCUGGAAGAUAAUAUGGGACACACUGCAUAACAUGUCUGGAGCUCACUGCAGGUGGAGGACUCCUUGCUCAUAUGCAGGACCAUGUCUGGACCCUUCUGCCAUUAAAUCCAACCCAUCUCCUCCCAACCACUGUUGAGUCAUGUGACCUCUUCCUACCCUUUCCCCUUUCCUCUUCCAGUUAAAUUAGGGUUGACCCACAUGGCAUGGUCAUGUCCACACCUCCCUACACUUUCAGAAAACUUGUCCUUCUUUAUGUCUAAUUACACCUGCCUUGGUGUUUGUAUGAAGUGCCCAUCCACUCAGGUCACAGCAUGCAAUCUAUUUUAAUAAAUCAAUGAGCUGGCAUCACAGAGAUUCAGCUCACAAGAGAUAAAUUUAAAAUAAUGCCCUGACACCCUCUCUGAACCCCAGAUGCCUUCACCUGUUCCCAGAUGGCACCUGUGAACUUUCCACAGGAACCUCCUCACAUGGAGUCAAGACUUUUUUCUCUCUACACUUGAGGAUAUUUACAUUGCUUUUUUGGAGAGAUGGAAGAGAGAGAGAGAGAGAAACACUGAUGUGAGAAGCAAGCACUGAUUGGUUGCCUCCCAUAUGUGUCUGGACAGGGGACUGAACUUGCAAUGUAGGUAUGUGCCCUGACUGGGGAUUGGAAACCAGAAACUUUUGGUUAUGGGACGAUGCUCCAACCAACACAACCAUGCCAGCCUGGAGGAAAUCAAGACGUUUUCAUCUGAAGGGAUCACCUGGGAUGCACUGCCAGGGAAAACCCAUUGUUAAAACCACAGGACAGUAUACAGAUAAUGUAUUAGAGAAUCGCACACUUGAAACCUAUAUGAUUCUAUUACUCAUGUCAUCCCAAUGAAUUCCUCUUAAUAUAACACUGGUUCUUGGCAUUUUCUCAUUUCUGGUAUCUAUGGUCCCUUUGUGGUCAACAUCAUGGUGCCCCUGUGAGGUCCUGAUGCAGAGCUGGGAAGUGACUCACAAACAGACUUUCACAGACAGUACAAGCCAGUGUGGGACACCAGUAACAACAGUCUGACAGCCCCAGGAUGCACCUCAGUUGCCUGCCUUUUCAUGUGCAGGGAUUAUUUCUAAUUCAGUGUUGUGGCAGAGUGUCCACAAAAGUACAAGACCCAGUGCAAGUCCCAAUGCACCCAGAUGAGGUUCCAAGAGAAAAAUCCUACCAGCCCUUGUGGGGAGAACAGUGAGCUGACAGAAUUCUAAUGCAUAAAUGUGGGAGUGCAAGUUAGAGUCACCAAUUGGGUGGAUACAUUACACGUAUCCACCCACUUCUGGUGUCACUCUUUGCUAUGAGGAAGUCUGGUCCCAGGGAACUUGUCACUAUGGUGAUGUGCAUGUCCUCUAGGAAGUAAUUUUAGGGCA